GCCCUAAAACCCAAAUAUUGCUUCUCUUCUCCAUUCCCCUAUCCCUCUAUUUAUAACCAAAUAUAACCCACUCCCUAACUAUUUAUGCCCUCAAUACCCAAAUAACCCCUAAUACCGAUCCUAUUCGUCUCAAGGUGGUUUCAAAAUGUAGACCAUUUUGGAGGGGGCGGUGACUGCAUUUUUACCAUCUUUAUUUAAUUUCAUCUAUGUAGAAUGCCAUAACUCACAGGUUGAUGACGGUGAAUGGGAGCUGUAUCCACAAGUAAAUGCUCUAUGCAUUGGAAAUGCUAAAUACUUUGGCGGUGGUAUGAAAAUUGUGCCAAAUGCCGAUCCUUCCAACAGGAGUCUAGAGGUAGUAAUUCUUCAGGAUUUCAAGUGGUAUGACUUUAUUCUGAAUUUACACAAAAUAUACAAUGGGACAUAUUUGACGGUGAAAAACGUAACAUCAAGAAGCGUUCGUUCGAUCGAAGUGGAAGAAGUUUCUUGCAGCGGCAGCAUAUAUGUUCAAUCUGAUGGGGAACACUUGGGGUUUCUUCCAAGGAAAUUCCAUAUUCUACCAGCUGCCAUUGAAAUGAUAUGCUGAACAUGAGCUCCCUUUUGCAGAGAGAGAAAAACAAUAAGCAAAAGCUUCGUAGCCGUAGGAUCCUUUUUUUCUAACGUGGACUCCUCUCUCAAAUUAGAGUAGACAAAGUUCUGUCAUAUAUAUCACGGUCUGAAGUUGUAGCUGAACUUGCUUUCAUCUUCAGUUUCUAUCACUAUUUAAAGGUUUUCAUCAUUAUUCAUUUGGUGGCUAAAUAUUACUCAUGGGUAUUUGUUCGAUCUUAUUUUGUUGUGAUCAAUUGAUAUACAUAAUAUGCACUAUAAAUUUGUUAAAUUGUUGGAUUAUUUGCUUUUUUAAUAAGGUUGGAGGAACCUCAAGGUACGUUUUGUUAAAGCAUAUUUUAUAUUGAUAAAUUUGAAGUUGUCAAGUCUAUAACAAUGAUAAUGUUAAUACGAGUAAAUUUAUAGCAAAUUUAGUUGACUUAACUUAUUUACAUGUUGGUUGCUCGGACUCUUGGAAAAACCUUACGUGCAUUUUAACCCACGAUAAGAGAACUUAAGGACGUUUCUAGAGAAUGCAAGACCAUGUUUGAGUGAGAAAUUGGUCUCGAUGAAAUUGAGAGUUCAAUGAACAGCACAUACAAUGCAAGUAAAUCUACCUACUCAAACCCAUCUUCUAUUUCUAAAGCAGAAGGGCUUUCGGUGGCUGAACCAAGUUACAGAAGAGCAACUGAAAGCUUACGAUCAGCUCCAAACCAAUUUUCCAGCACAAAGCCAGAGUGGAUCCCAAGUACAACGGGAAGAUGGAAGUCGUAUUCUUGGCCUCGGUGACCUUGGAGUUCAGAGAAUAGGAAUACCUACAGGAAAGCUGGAUAUGUAUGUUGCUGCUGCUGGCAUAAACCCUCAAAGAAUUAUUCCCUGGGGGACAGGUUUGGAUUUUGCAAGAACAUUUGGUCGGAAUAACAAUCCGUUUGAAGCUGUGGAUCGUAUAGCCAAAGAAUGCCAUAACUCACAGGUUGAUGACGGUGAAUGGGAGCUGUAUCCACAAGUAACUGCUCUAUGCAUUGGAAAUGCUAAAUACUUUGGCGGUGGUAUGAAAAUUGUGCCAAAUGUCGAUCCUUCCAACAGGAGUCUAGAGGUAGUAAUUCUUCAGGAUUUCAAGUGGUAUGACUUUAUUCUGAAUUUACACAAAAUAUACAAUGGGACAUAUUUGACGGUGAAAAACGUAACAUCAAGAAGCGUUCGUUCGAUCGAAGUGGAAGAAGUUUCUUGCAGCGGCAGCAUAUAUGUUCAAUCUGAUGGGGAACACUUGGGGUUUCUUCCAAGGAAAUUCCAUAUUCUACCAGCUGCCAUUGAAAUGAUAUGCUGAACAUGAGCUCCCUUUUGCAGAGAGAGAAAAACAAUAAGCAAAAGCUUCGUAGCCGUAGGAUCCUUUUUUUCUAACGUGGACUCCUCUCUCAAAUUAGAGUAGACAAAGUAAGUUGUUAUUUUACUUUUUUUUUGUAUCGAAACCUUCUUUAUACAAAAGCUUCGUACUUUCAUCCAUGGCCAAAUUAGAAAAUAAAGUUCACAAUUUCUUGUCUUGUUAAA
This is a messenger RNA of Cucumis sativus (cucumber), 2130 nucleotides long. Its product is annotated as sphingoid long-chain bases kinase 2, mitochondrial. Gene Ontology annotation, cellular component: TIM22 mitochondrial import inner membrane insertion complex. Gene Ontology annotation, biological process: protein insertion into mitochondrial inner membrane. The transcript is spliced from 13 exons. The record is from RefSeq and is a predicted model, not a curated record. Lineage: Eukaryota; Viridiplantae; Streptophyta; Magnoliopsida; Cucurbitales; Cucurbitaceae. Bases 1184 to 1909 code for a protein of 241 amino acids. Gene Ontology annotation, molecular function: malate dehydrogenase (decarboxylating) (NAD+) activity.